Impatiens glandulifera is the source of this 687-nucleotide messenger RNA. Its product is annotated as classical arabinogalactan protein 5-like. The record is from RefSeq and is a predicted model, not a curated record. Lineage: Eukaryota; Viridiplantae; Streptophyta; Magnoliopsida; Ericales; Balsaminaceae. The coding region runs from base 60 to 449 and encodes 129 amino acids. The transcript has a single exon.
GAAGAAUUAUUUCUCUCUCUAAAAAAAACUUUCACUUUCUAGAGAGAUAUUCAAAAGCUAUGGCUUCCAAGAACAUACUAUUUGUUCUCAUCCUCACUUUGAUUUCCGUAACAGUUCUUGCUCAAUCACCAUUUCCCUCGCCGACUGUAUCUCCGACUAUAUCUCCGGUCCCUUCACCUCCUAAGGUUGUGCCCGUUCCUGCUCCUGUUCCUGUUCCUUCCGCGACUCCGGCUCCUACUUCUACUCCUCCGACAUCUUCCCCACCGGCUCCUCCGACUGGUCCUAGUUUGGCUCCUUCUGAUUCAGCCUCACCGCCGUCGAUUUCAAUGACCCCAGCAGAAACUCCGGCAGCUACUCCACCGAAGAAUAGUGGUUCGAUGAACAGAGUGACUUUGUUUGGAUCUACUGGACUCGUGAUGUUUGUGGCUUCGGCGGCUUUGAUGAUGUAGAUCUGGGUUUGGGUUUGAUCUGAGAGAAGACGGUGGUUUGAUGAUGAUGAUGGUUCAGAGAUUUCUUGGUCGGUUACUUUUUGGGUGUUUUCAUUUUUCUUUAUUUUAUUUUAUUUUAUUUUAUUCUCUUAUAUGACAGUUGAUUAGAUUAGAGGAUUAUUUAGUAGUAUUUUAUUAUUAUUAUUAUAUUAUAUUAUUAUUAUGUUGGUUGGACUGUGAUUAUAAUUGCUGUUAAUUU